Molecule: messenger RNA, 1490 nt
Organism: Salvia splendens (bonfire salvia)
Lineage: Eukaryota; Viridiplantae; Streptophyta; Magnoliopsida; Lamiales; Lamiaceae
Product: TOM1-like protein 1
Exons: 4
Coding region: 138-1310 (390 amino acids)
Biological process (GO): protein transport to vacuole involved in ubiquitin-dependent protein catabolic process via the multivesicular body sorting pathway
Molecular function (GO): ubiquitin binding; phosphatidylinositol binding
Source: RefSeq, a predicted model, not a curated record
AAAAAAAAGACUAGUAAAACCGAAAGAGUCUUCACUCGUCACACAUUACACGCAUUAUAAACCUCACUUUACGAAGUCUUCUUCUCCAAGAUUUUCCGCUUUCAGUUCUACGGUCUCUCUACAUCAUUCUGUGAAAUAUGAGUGACAACUUGAUGGAGAAAGUCAGCGCUUUUGGUGAGCGAUUAAUGAUUGGGGGAUCUGAGGUGGGGCAGAAGAUCACUGCGGGAGUGAGCUCUGUUAGUUUCAAGAUGAAGGAGUUCUUCCAAGGUCCGAACCAGACUGAUCAGCUUGUCGAGGAAGCAACUGCUGAAACUCUUGACGAGCCUGAUUGGGCUACGAAUCUCGAACUUUGUGACAUGAUCAAUCAUGAGAGGGUCAGCAGUGUUGAAUUGAUCAGGGGGAUAAAGAAACGGAUCGUGCUGAAGAGCCCUAGGAUUCAGUAUUUGGCCCUCGUGUUGCUGGAAACUGUUGCAAAGAAUUGUGAGAAGGCGUUCUCAGAGAUUGCAGCCGAGAGGGUCCUGGAUGAGAUGGUGAAGCUGAUUGAUGAUCCACAGACUGUGGUCAACAACCGGAAUAAGGCUCUGAUGUUAAUUGAAUCGUGGGGAGAGUCCAGUAAUGAACUUCGUUAUUUGCCUGUUUAUGAAGAAACGUAUAAGAGUCUAAAAUCCAGAGGAGUUCGGUUCCCUGCUCGUGAUGAAGAGAGUCUAGCUCCAAUAUUUACUCCGGAAAGAUCUGUGGAAGCAACGGCGCCUAGCGCCACAUUGGGACAGCAACUCCAUUAUCAUAUCCCUGUCCAGAGCUUUUCUGCUGAACAGAUAAAGGAAGCAUUGGACGUAGCAAGAAACAGUAUCGAGCUUCUAAGCACCGUUUUAUCAUCUUCCACUCAGCAAGAUGCUAUUGAGGAUGAAUUGGCCACCACCCUUUUACACCAGUGCCGAGAGUCCCGUUACACUGUUCAGAAAAUCAUCGAAACAGGUGGCGACAACGAGGCAGUGCUCUUUGAAGCGCUGAAUGUGAACGAUGAGAUUCAAAAAGUUCUGUCCAAAUACGAAGAGAUGAAGACGCCCUCAGGGUCGCCAAAGGGGCCGGAGCCAGCCAUGAUCCCCAUCUCUGUUGAGCCCGACCAUUUACCUGCAGCCGGCAGCGAAGAAUCCCUUGUCAGAAAGCCCCCGUCAAGCAGCAAUGACGAGAUGAUGGACGAUCUCGACGAGAUGAUCUUCGGCAAGAAGUCCGGCAGCACAUCGGAGGCCGGCGGCGGACAAGAUGCGAAGAAACAGCAGCCACCCAAGGAAGAUCUCAUCUCCUUGUAAUUUGGAUCACUUAAAACAUGAUUCAUAUAUUGAGCUUGUUGAUACUUUUGAAAAGUGUUAUUGGGCGAUGAAACUGAGAGAAAAUCUUUGGUUUUCUCUGCCCGAGCAUUGAGUGGCAUGGCAAGGUACAUGACGAGCACCAAUAUGAGAAUAAAUCUAUUAAAGUGCUUCAUUCUUGUA